CGGACCUCGGGACGGACGAACCGGCCCCCGGAAUACCGUUCGGCGGCUUCCGUGGCCGCCCCCGGGACCCCCCCCCGGGCGGAGAUGCCUCAGCGCUCGACGGGGGACAAGCCCCCGACGUCCGUGCCACAGCUGAUCCUCCCGAGCCCGCCCUCGGCCGUGGACGGCGGGAGCGGCCACAGCCCCCCCAGCAGGCGGGCGUCCCUCGGCUCGCCCCCCAGCCACGACGCCCUGGGCUCCUGCAGCCAGCCGCUGUGCCAGCCGCCGGCCGGGAAGCGUGACCCCCGGGCGGCCCCCGAGACGCGCCACGUGGCUGCGGGGCCGCAGAGCACGGUGUGUGGCUGGCGGGCCUUCGCGCCCGAGUGCCUGCGGGCCUUCAACACGCCCAGGGCCUUCCUGCUCUUCCUGUGUGCGGCCGCCUUCCUGCAGGGCAUGACCGUGAACGGCUUCAUCAACACGGUCAUCACCUCCAUCGAGCGCCGCUACGACCUGCGCAGCUACCAGAGCGGCCUCAUCGCCAGCUCCUACGACGUGGCCGCCUGCCUGUGCCUCACCUUCGUCAGCUACUUUGGGGGCACCGGCCACAAGCCGCGCUGGCUGGGCCGGGGCGUGCUGGUCAUGGGCGCCGGCUCGCUGGUGUUCGCGCUGCCCCACUUCGCCGCGGGCGCCUACGAGGCGGAGGGCGCCGAGGGCCUGGGCGCGUGCCGGGCCAACCGCAGCCUGGCCUGCGGGGACCGCGCCUCCGGCCUGUCCGCCUACCGCCUGGUCUUCAUGCUGGGCCAGUUCCUGCACGGUGCGGGCGCCACGCCGCUCUACACGCUGGGCGUCACCUACCUGGACGAGAACGUCAAGUCCAGCCACUCGCCCGUCUACAUCGCCAUCUUCUACACGGCGGCCAUCCUCGGCCCCGCCGCUGGCUACCUGAUUGGAGGCACCCUGCUCAACAUUUACACAGAAGUAGGCCGACAGACGGAGCUGACCACCGAGAGCCCCCUGUGGGUCGGCGCCUGGUGGGUGGGCUUCCUGGGCGCGGGAGCUGCCGCCUUCCUCAUCGCCAUCCCCAUCCUCGGCUACCCCCGGCAGCUGCCAGGCUCCCGACACUACGUGGUCAUGAGAGCGUCGGAGACAUGCCGGCUGAAGGACAGAGGCCACGAGGCGGCCAGCAACCCCGACUUCGGGAAAACCAUCAGAGACCUGCCUCUCUCCAUCUGGCUCCUACUGAAAAACCCCACGUUCAUCUUGCUGUGCCUGGCGGGAGCCACCGAGGCCACACUCAUCGCAGGCAUGUCCACGUUUGGCCCCAAGUUCCUGGAGUCCCAGUUCAGCCUGAGCGCCUCGGAAGCUGCCACCUUGUUCGGGUACCUGGUGGUGCCGGCCGGGGGUGGCGGCACCUUCCUGGGUGGCUUCUUCGUGAACAAGUUCAAGCUCCGUGGUGCGGGCAUCAUCAAGCUGUGCCUUUUCUGUGCCCUGACCAGCCUGCUGGCCAUCUUCGUGUUCUUCAUGCACUGUCCCAACGUGCCCGUGGCGGGUGUGACCGCCAGCUACCACGGCGGCCUCCUGCCCCAGGGCCGCCUGGAGCUGACCGCCGCCUGCAACGCGGCCUGCGGCUGCCGGCCCGAGCUCUACAGCCCCGUGUGCGGCUCCGACGGCCUCACGUACUUCUCGCCCUGCUACGCGGGCUGCCCGGAGGCGGCCGAACCCGGCCCGGGCGGCCAGAAGGUGUACCGAGACUGUAGCUGUGUCCCUCAGAAUUUUUCCUCUGGUUUUGGCCAUGCCACUGCAGGGAAAUGCACCUCAACUUGUCAGAGAAAGCCCCUCCUUCUGGGUUUCAUGUUCGUUGUAAUCAUAUUUACAUUCCUCAGCAGCAUUCCUGCGCUCACGGCAACGUUACGGUGUGUCUGUGACCGGCAGAGAUCGUUUGCGCUGGGAAUCCAGUGGAUUGUGGUUAGAACUCUAGGGGGCAUCCCGGGGCCCAUCGCCUUCGGCUGGGUGAUCGACAAGGCGUGCCUGCUUUGGCAGGACCAGUGUGGCCAGCAGGGCUCCUGCUUCGUGUACCAGAACUCGGCCAUGAGCCGCUACAUGCUCAUCGCGGGGCUGGUGUACAAGGUGCCUGGGGCGCUGGCCCACCCUCCGCCCGACCCUGGGAAGAGAAACUGCCUGCUUUAUCACGUGUUUCGUGUCGUGUGGGGAGAAGCACGGUAUUUAUAGUUUGAAUUUUCCCCGAUGGGAGGAAGGGACACGGAACCUUCACAAUAAAGUGAAAUCCUGGAGCCAGCCUGUAGGAGUGUCUCGAUUUUCUUCUCUGGGUGGGGGGGGGGGGCUGCUCAGGGGUCCCCCCCUUGCCUCACGUUGGUGUGGAAGCAUCUCGGGGAUGGUGAAUCCUCAGCCCCCUGGGCUUAUCUCCACACGGAUUAGCAUAAUAAUAGCCACGUGUGAGAAAGGAUUUGCGUGACCCCAGCGGAAGGCAAGGGGUCAGUCGGAGGGGGACAUGGCUUCCUGGGAGCUGCCCCCGGGUUUUCCUCUGUGCCCCUGUGCCCGGAGCAACAGGCCGGUACCCGGGCCGUCUGUCCAGCCAGACGAUGAGCCCUCUGCGUCAGCACAGCGGUUACGGUGGCUUCUCAGGUCAGUGUUAGUUUCAGCAGGAGUAGCAGACGGGUCCCCAACGCACCCCCUCCGAUCCCUGCGCCCGAGUGGACACGGGUGCCAGGCUUAUCAGGCUGGUGAUGCUCCCAGAAAAGCUAAAACCCAGCAUCUGCACGUUAAAACACACACGUGUACCGGGGCGCCUGGGGGGCUCAGUCAGUUACGUGUCCAA
This is a messenger RNA of Lynx canadensis (Canada lynx), 2815 nucleotides long. It is a transcript of the gene SLCO4A1, whose product is annotated as solute carrier organic anion transporter family member 4A1. Gene Ontology annotation, biological process: sodium-independent organic anion transport; transmembrane transport. The record is from RefSeq and is a predicted model, not a curated record. Gene Ontology annotation, molecular function: protein binding. Bases 85 to 2208 code for a protein of 707 amino acids. Gene Ontology annotation, cellular component: membrane. Lineage: Eukaryota; Metazoa; Chordata; Mammalia; Carnivora; Felidae. The transcript is spliced from 12 exons.